ACUGAACCUGUGUGUCCUGCACACAUCUCCUACAUUGCAGGCCGAUUUUUUUUUUUUUUUACCUCUGAGCCACUAGGGAAGCCAGAUCAUAAGUCUAAUCCAAUAAAUAAAAUGUUUCUCUCAAUUUCUUGAGCCGCUGUCCAGACUAGUUUUGCUAGAACCCAGGGAAGGGUCUUGGGAACCCCUGAUUCAGGCCUGUUGGUCAGAAGUGACAGGUGACAACCUGGACUUGGAGUUGCUAUUUUUUUUUAAUUAAUUUUUUUUAUUGAAGGAUAAUUGCUUUACAGAAUUUUGCUGUUUUCUCCAAACCUCAACUGCAGUUGCUGUUUGAAGUGAGGGGUGGUGGCAUCCUGAGCCCAGACCACGGGGUCGGAUGCCAUCUCCAGGUUCAUGGAGUCGGAGUUGUGCCGAACAGAAGGACCCCAGCUGGUGGAAACCCUUGGGCUUAAGCCUCACUUGCUCGUCCUCAACAAAAUGGACCUGGCAGAUCUGAAGGAGCAGCAGAAAAUUAUACAACACUUAGAAAGAGAAGGCAUAAAACAUGUUGUUUUUACCAACUGUGUGAAGGAUGAAAAUGUCAAGCAGGUCAUCCCGACGGCCAUGGAGCUGGUUGGGAGCAGCUAUCGCCAUCACCGAGGAGAGCACGUGGAGUCCUGCAUCAUGGUGAUCGGGGUCCCCAACGUGGGCAAGUCCUCGCUCAUCAACUCCCUGCGGAGGCAGCACCUCAGGAAAGGAAAAGCCACCAGGGUGGGCGGCGAGCCUGGGAUCACCAGAGCUGUGAUGUCCAGGAUUCAGGUGUGUGAGCGGCCGCUGAUGUUUCUGCUUGACACCCCCGGGGUGCUGGCUCCUCGGAUUCCAAGCGUGGAGACAGGCCUGAAACUGGCCCUGUGUGGAACUGUGCUGGACCACCUCGUGGGCGAGGAGACCCUGGCUGACUUCCUUCUCUACACCCUCAACAGGCACCAGCUCUUGGGGUACGUGCAGCACUACGGCCUGGGUGAGGCCUGUGACGACAUCGCCAGCGUGCUGAAGCGAGUGGCCGUGAAGCUGAGGAAGACCCAGAAGGUGAAGGUGCUGACGGGCACGGGGAACGUGAACGUCAUCCAGCCUGACUACCCUGCAGCCGCCCGAGACUUCCUGCGGGCCUUCCGCAGCGGGCUGCUGGGCCCCGUGAUGCUGGACCGCGACCUCCUGCAGGGCCGCUCCGCAGAGGAGUCGUGAGCUGGUCUGGUGGGAGGGCCUGGCCCCUGCCCUCAGCUCUGCAGCUGGGGUUGGAUUCCCAGAGUCCUCACGCUGCUCACCGCGCUGGGUCUCUGUUCCAGGAAGGAGGCCGAGUCCUCCUGCCCCACAGCUGGCCCCUGGUCCCAGCGGACAGGCCUGGGUGUGGGCGUCAGGGCAGUGGGCAUCCCGUGUGCCAGGCCCGGGGGGGACACUCUCUGGUGUUCAGUGCCUCUCAGCUCCUUUCCUAAGGACAAGCUGGCAUUUCUCAGGAGUUGAAACCAUCAUCUGUAAUUUUAAAAUUUUAAAUUAAAAGGCCUGUCUCUGA
Molecule: messenger RNA, 1546 nt
Organism: Bubalus bubalis (water buffalo)
Lineage: Eukaryota; Metazoa; Chordata; Mammalia; Artiodactyla; Bovidae
Gene: MTG1
Product: mitochondrial ribosome associated GTPase 1
Exons: 10
Coding region: 391-1221 (276 amino acids)
Cellular component (GO): mitochondrion
Molecular function (GO): GTPase activity; GTP binding
Source: RefSeq, a predicted model, not a curated record